CUAGUUCAACAACCGGUAGAUCCUUGUGAUUUUAACUCAGUUAUUAAAACACUCAACUAAAUUAUUAUUGAUGUAGUCAUAAUUAAUAUCAGGAUCGAAAGAACACCUCAUCUAUCUGAACUUGCUAUUCAGCCACGCAAUCACGUGGGUCAGGAAAAGGACGAGAGCGGAAAGGACCGAACGGCUCGGGUUGAUCCAUCGGAUCCGAAGGGGCAUGGCUCUGGUCAGAUUGGCGUUUCCCGUGUUCUUCUUCCUCGCAGCGGCGGAGUUCGCGGCGGGGACGCGGUCGCCGUCGGCUUUCGUACAAAACGCCAUCUACUCCAACCGCAUCACCAUCUUCUCCAAGACUUACUGCCCAUGCGGUUCAGCUAGCCCUCCGACCCCCCUCUCGAGAGUUCCGCUCCACCGCGGCGAAGGAAGUGGCGGAGAAGGAAGUGCCGCGCGGAGGAGCCCCUGUGGAUCGUCUUUGAGGUGUCCGGCACCAUCCACCUCCACUCCUACCUCCGCGUCUCCUCGUACAAGACCAUCGACGGGCGCGGCCAGCGCGUGGUGCUCACCGGCAAGGGGCUUCAGCUCAAGUCAUGCCACCACGUCAUCAUCUGCAACCUGGUGUUCGAAGGAGGCCGCGGGCACGACGUGGAUGGCAUCCAGGUCAAGCCCGACUCCACCAACAUCUGGAUUGACCGCUGCACCCUCGCCGACUACAAUGACGACCUCAAGAUGCCAUUUUAUGCGGCACGACAAGACGAUGCUCAUCGGUGCCGACCCCACGCACGUCGGCGACCGAUGCAUCAGGGUCACCAUCCACCAUUGCUUCUUCGACGGCACGCGGCAGAGGCACCCCCGCCUCCGCUUCAGAAAGGUUCACCUCUACAGCGACAAGAUUUUGGAACCAACAACCACGGCUUGAAUUCCCAUUUACACAUAAUUUUAGCUUUUGUUAACAUUUAAAUAUGGGGGAGCAGGGUGACGCACUAGUGUUGUCAUAUGCAUCAACUACCGUUUGACUAUAAGCUAAAAUCUAAGAUAGACACGAGACUUAUUCUACCAUAUUACGGUUAUGAAAAUGAGGUGCAUAAUCAACCGUCCUCCCAUACCUCAAAAAAAUGAAAUCUAAAUGACAAUCUUGACAUACCUUUUUAUUUAUUAGCUUUUGGAGGAUCCUUUGUCAUAACCACCAUGCACAGCUAAACCAUCAAGCUCUGCAAGCUCAGUUAAAAUUCCUGCAUUCCUUAUGAAUGGAGAUCCUCAUUCUCUGUGAAUGUCUACAAAGUAGAUUGACGUGUCUUGCAGCUUUCUAGUAUAAGACAUACGAGUAGCAUUCACAACUAAAAGCUAUUGUAAUGCUAUGGAUGAGAGAAAUAUCUUUACAUUGGGAAUUGUAUGUACUAUAAAUAAAGAUACAAAUAGAAAACC
Molecule: messenger RNA, 1416 nt
Organism: Zea mays
Lineage: Eukaryota; Viridiplantae; Streptophyta; Magnoliopsida; Poales; Poaceae
Source: RefSeq, a predicted model, not a curated record